AGAGACCGAGCUCAUUCAUGAGGGAAGAGUCCUUCACGACAGUGUCCAAGUUCGUGAUCGUGACUCCGCAAGCAUGGCAGGAAAGCUUAAAACCCUAACAACCGUGUUAAAGGCUGCAGCAGCUGGACUGUCGUCAAACCCCGCAGUGCUUUCUCCGGCUGCAAUAUGCCACCACAGACUGCAACACAGGAACUAUUCAACCAAGCGUAUAAAGGUUGACCAGCCAGUGGUGGAAAUGGAUGGAGAUGAGAUGACGCGAAUCAUUUGGGAGUUCAUCAAGGAAAAGCUCAUCCUGUCCAACGUGGAUGUAGAACUGAAGUAUUAUGACCUGGGUCUGCCCUACCGAGACCAAACCGAUGACCAGGUCACCAUCGACUCCGCUCUGGCUACUAAGAAAUACAACGUGGCGGUAAAAUGUGCCACAAUCACCCCCGAUGAGGACCGAGUUGAGGAGUUCAAACUGAAGAAGAUGUGGAAGAGUCCCAACGGGACUAUCAGGAACAUUUUGGGCGGCACAGUUUUCCGUGAGCCCAUCCUGUGCAAAAACAUUCCACGUCUCGUCCCCGGUUGGACACAAGCCAUCACGAUUGGCAGACAUGCUUUUGGAGAUCAGUACAAGGCCACAGACUUUGUCGUGGACACGCCAGGCAAGUUUAAGAUGGUGUUUUCUCCAGCUGACGGGAGCAAGCCGCAGGAGUGGGAAGUCUACAACUUCCCCGCAGGAGGCUGUGGGAUGGGAAUGUACAACACUGAUGACUCCAUCACUGGAUUUGCACACAGCUGCUUCCAGUACGCCAUCCAGAAGAAGUGGCCCCUGUACAUGAGCACCAAGAACACCAUCCUCAAGGCCUACGACGGCCGUUUCAAGGACAUCUUUCAAGAGAUCUUUGAGGCGACAUAUAAGCCUGAGUUUGAUAAGCUGAAGAUCUGGUAUGAGCACCGGCUCAUCGAUGACAUGGUGGCCCAGGUCCUGAAGUCGUCGGGGGGGUUCGUGUGGGCCUGCAAGAACUACGACGGAGAUGUGCAGUCAGACAUUCUGGCUCAGGGCUUUGGUUCUCUGGGUCUCAUGACAUCAGUCCUAGUUUGUCCCGACGGCAAAACGAUCGAGGCCGAGGCUGCUCACGGCACGGUGACCCGGCACUACCGCGAACACCAGAGAGGCAAACCAACCAGCACCAAUCCCAUCGCCAGCAUCUUCGCGUGGACCAGAGGGCUGGAGCACCGGGGGAAGCUGGAUGGAAAUCCUGAUUUAAUAAAGUUCUCUCAGACUUUAGAAAAAGUCUGUGUGGAAACUGUGCAAAGUGGCGUGAUGACCAAAGACCUUGCUGGCUGCAUCCACGGCUUGGCUAACUGCAAGCUGAAUGAACAUUAUGUCAACACAACAGACUUCCUGGACGCCAUCAGGACCAACCUGGACAAAGCUCUGUGCAAGUGAAGGACAGCCAGAAAUCACACUCGCUAACUGGAGAGCCAAACCUUUUCGUAAAAACUAAAGAGCUUGUUUUUAGCUUUUGUCUGUACAAACCUCUGUUAACGGAAACUUUUUUGUUUUUCAUUUUAAUCCUGAGAAGUUGGUGACAAUGUUCCUCUGUUCUCAUUGCUCACAUCUUUACUUUGCACAAAUUGAGAGAUGAAUGUAAGACAUAUUUAUGUUGAUUUCAUGUUAAUUUCAAAGAUGCGUCCAGUUUUAAGGUCGGGGUGUCCUCAGGGAAUACAUGUGAAAUCAAUGUUUGUCAAAUAAGCAUGAAUAGGAAAAAAAAAAGAUUUAUUGCUCGUUACUUGAUAACAGUGUGUUGUACUAUUGUUUCCUUGAACGCAGAGACAGAAAGUAAUCGGUACAAACUCGGGUGUGGUUACAUUUCUGUGGCUCAGGGCCACAGCAGUUAACUCAGACAGAUGCAGAUGUUGAACUCGGCCUCAAAUAACAUCUGAAAUCUG
Molecule: messenger RNA, 1938 nt
Organism: Cololabis saira (Pacific saury)
Lineage: Eukaryota; Metazoa; Chordata; Actinopteri; Beloniformes; Belonidae
Product: isocitrate dehydrogenase [NADP], mitochondrial-like
Exons: 11
Coding region: 74-1435 (453 amino acids)
Biological process (GO): isocitrate metabolic process
Cellular component (GO): mitochondrion
Molecular function (GO): magnesium ion binding; NAD binding; isocitrate dehydrogenase (NADP+) activity
Source: RefSeq, a predicted model, not a curated record